Liolophura sinensis is the source of this 1102-nucleotide messenger RNA. RefSeq names its product estradiol 17-beta-dehydrogenase 11-like. Lineage: Eukaryota; Metazoa; Mollusca; Polyplacophora; Chitonida; Chitonidae. The record is from RefSeq and is a predicted model, not a curated record. The transcript has 6 exons. Gene Ontology annotation, cellular component: lipid droplet. Gene Ontology annotation, molecular function: oxidoreductase activity, acting on the CH-OH group of donors, NAD or NADP as acceptor. The coding region runs from base 146 to 1060 and encodes 304 amino acids.
UCGACGCACGUGGGUGCGCAAAGCCAGGCCUUUCAAACCCGUCCAGGUCUUUAGCGGAUUUCUUAGACCUGCACUUACAUAUAUGUUUGUUAAAUACGAUUCAGUUUUGUUAGUUACUGAAGAACCCCUAGGGUAGUACACGAGCAUGGCCGCGUCAGUGAAAGACGUACUGACUCUAAUAGCUCAGAUCAUACUGAGUUAUUUUGAAGUCGUAUUUCGCCUGGUGUUCAAACCGGCCAAGCGAUCCGUAGAGAGGGACAUCAUCCUAGUGACUGGGGCAGGCCACGGGAUUGGCCGGGAGAUCGCCUUGGCUUUCGGUCGACUCGGGGCCAAGAUCGUGGUGUGGGAUAUAAACAAGGAGGCCAACCAGGCAACGGCAGACCAGAUAUUCAACACUGGGGGCGAAGCCACGGCUUAUGAGUGUGACGUCACUGACCCGGAAGCAGUUCGACGAGUGGGAGAGCUCGUGAGGAAAGACGUGGGUGACGUCACUAUUUUGGUGAACAAUGCCGGCAUCCUUCAUGGCGGAGCGCUGUUGGAUUUGGAAGACAGCCAGAUUAAAAAGACGUUUGCUGUCAACACUUUAGCGCAUUUCUGGACCGUGAGAGAGUUUUUACCCGCAAUGGUGGAAAAUAACUACGGUCACGUGGUAACGAUUGCCUCCAUGGCGGCUAAGAUGGGUGUAGCCUACUUGACGGAUUAUUCGAGUUCCAAGUGGGCAGUGUAUGGUUUCACUGAGUCACUUCGGGACGAAGUGCGCCGAAUGGAGCGACCAGGGAUAAAGACGUCUAUUGUGUGCCCACACUUCGUAGAUACAGGCAUGACGAAAUUCCCAAAGCUUUCGAAAUUUGAACGGUUCUUGACCCCCGAGGAGACUGCGUCAGCUGUUGUGGAAGGAGUCCUGCGCCAGGAUGAGGUUAUAUACGUGCCGAGCUCUAAAACGCUCCUUGUCAUCCUGGAUAAAUUUCUAACACGAAAGGCUCAGCACCUAUUGUAUGCCUUCAUGGAUAUAGGGAUAGACCCACAAUACCGACCCACGGGCAGCAAAAAGGUAGAGUGAUGAAGCUGACAUCAUGUUACAACAGUCAUCCACAAAACAUCC